AUGUUUGUUCCCAACACCACCAGCCGCCCACCGGAGGGCAUGGCCAUUCCCUACACUGAGCAACUCAUUUUUACCAUCGCCACUCAAAUACCCUUUGUUAUUUUCUUUGGCAUGGGAAUUCGGAAUCUGAUCUCUCGUGGCGACCCUAAAGCUCUAUUCUUUGGCAUUGGCGGCGUUUUAGCCUCGGCAUAUGAACCUAUUGUCGAUGUUAUGGGUUUCUGCUACUUCCCUCGUGAAGGAAAUUGGGUGGCAUUUGAAGCCUUUGGGAGGCCAAUUCCAGUGUUUGUCCCAGCAACAUAUGGUUGGUAUGUUGGAGGCAUGGGAUACUGGUUCUACACUGUCUUCCAGAAUCCCAAAUCGACGUCUCGAGACAUUCAGAUGCUCUGGUUUAGAGCAUUUGCCAUUAAUCUGAUCCUCGAGUACCCGCCAAUUUACCUCGGUAUUUAUUACUACUACGGCUACCAGCCGGUAGAGGUCGGAGGGUUUCCUCUCUGGUUCCCGGCUGUUCAUGCGACCAGUCCAAUCCUUGCUGCGUCCAUCGUCAGUCUAAUGACCCCUUAUUUGAAGGGGUGGAAAAACCUAGUGAUUAUUCCUACGGCUACCACCGCUUAUGGGUUCGCCAAUGCCGGAUUUGGCUCCCCUGUUUGGAUAGCAUUAAGCCUUGAUCUUGGAUAUCACGUCACAUACCCCGCUGCUGCAAUUUGCGCUCUCCAGAUCUUUUGUGGCGUGUGGAUCAUGUCACUACCGCUAGCUCCAGUUCCGCCUGUGAAGCUCAAUGGCGUUAAUGGCAAGUCAAAGGGCCUUAGGGGCUAG
This is a messenger RNA of Ilyonectria robusta, 813 nucleotides long. RefSeq lists its product as uncharacterized. Lineage: Eukaryota; Fungi; Ascomycota; Sordariomycetes; Hypocreales; Nectriaceae. The transcript has a single exon. The record is from RefSeq and is a predicted model, not a curated record. Bases 1 to 813 code for a protein of 270 amino acids.